Molecule: messenger RNA, 2669 nt
Organism: Diabrotica balteata
Lineage: Eukaryota; Metazoa; Arthropoda; Insecta; Coleoptera; Chrysomelidae
Source: the annotation of a GenBank genome assembly
GCUCGUUAUACGCAUGUGCUGGGCGUUGAAGCACCAACUUAUCUUACUUACCUGUCAGGUGGGAGCGCGACUGUAGUUUGUCGAUCUGUGUUGUAUAUAGUUUAUUUAUUCGGAUGUAUUCUUCGGAUUAAUUUAAACAAAAUACCCGUGAACUGUUUGUUUUCUAUGAAAAGUUGCUAUAAUAUGGAUUAUUGAUAAGGUAUCGUUGGGACGAGGACUAAAGAUCCAGUAAUCAUGGCAUAUCGAAACGGUUAUUCGGGAGACGACCGAGAACUCGACCGCGAAGACAGAAUGAAUGAAGGUGUAGGCAAACCAGUUCACGUCAUCGAACAUUUAGCUACUUUUACGGUAAAUAAAGAAACGGGUAUCAUUUACCCAGCAGAUGGAAUGAGGAGACUGCUGCAGUUGGAGAAAAGUAAUGGAAUAUGGUCGCAAAAGAUGCAGCUGUGUUUAGACAAUAACUGGGUGCUGAUUAUGGAUUAUGAAACAGGGAGUGUAAUGGAAAGAUUUCCCGCUAGCUCAAUACAAGAACCGAGCGCAUUUAUGAGUCAAGACCCAAUGGACAUGUAUAACAAUAUACUAGUCUUUAUCGUAACAAAUUCAAACCAAUCACACCCAACAGAAAUGCACAUAUUCCAGUGCCAGAGUAUAUCUGCUCAAGAUUUGGUCGAAGAUUUAAAAGAACUCCGAAUGGGUAAAGCACCGACGAGAAGCCGUAAGAGUAGCAUUCCACCUCCCAGCCACAAGCCACCCCAAAACGUAAUAAGCCCAUCCAGAGAUGUAAGUAGAGACUAUUACGGAUCAGACUCAGAACUCACAGCCAACAAUGACGACUCAAGCUCUACAACAAGUGAAAAGUAUGAAAGAGAUGUCACUAUCCUCAACCACUGUUUUGAUGAUAUAGAAAAGUUCAUAGCCAGAUUACAACACGCAGCUGCUGCCGCACGAGAACUUGAGCGUAGACGAAAAACAAGAAAAACCAAAAAACGCGAUAUGGGUGACGGAAUGUUAACCAUGAGGACAAAGCCACCCCCAGAAAAGGAGUUCGUCGAUAUUUUCCAAAAAUUUAAAUUAUCAUUUAACCUUUUGGCGAAGUUAAAGGCGCAUAUACAUGAUCCCAACGCUCCGGAGCUCGUCCACUUUCUUUUCACACCUUUGGCUUUAAUUGUUGAAGCUGCACAUGAUCAGUACUUCGACCAGCACAUACCACAUAAUGUCAUUUCUCCACUACUCACAAGAGAAGCCGUUAACUUGUUAAUGAACUGUGUCACUAGUAAAGAAACCGAACUAUGGCAUUCGCUUGGCAGUGCAUGGCUUAUUCCCAGAGACCAAUACAAAGGUAAUGUUAUGACGUAUCACCCGGUAUUUAUGGAUGGCUGGUCGCCGGAAUAUCCAGUAAUUGAUGAAACAGAACCCAAGUCGUACCAACACGAUCAGUAUGGAGGAGACUAUACAGACUACCCCUCAUCAAGUCAAGAUGUGUAUGAUCGGAACAAUCAUCAUCAGCCUGAUAAGGAUAUUGCAGCAUUAGGAGAGAGUACCCGAAGUGAUAUUUCCAUUGACUCGAUUGAAAGAAAUGGUGGAGAUGAACGAGGUUUUGGAAGAAACCAAGAAAGUUUCCUUGAGGACUUACAAAAUAGAGGCGCUACUAUUGUCCAAGUUACAUAUCCUAGAACAGCGAAUAAUGAGAAAGAGUUGACUGUUGUUCGAGGAGAAUAUUUAGAGAUAUUGGAUGAUAGUAGAAAAUGGUGGAAAGCAAGAAACAGCAGAGGACAGAUCGCUCACGUUCCGCAUACUAUAGUAACACCUUAUAUUUUUAAUAAUCCCUUACACGCCACUCAAAACUACAGAAGGAAUGACUCGCCAGUAGAAAGAUUUAACCGUGAUCAUAGCAACCAAGAUCAUUCCCCUCAAUCAAAGAGUACAGAUUGGAUCAGAAACGAAAGGACCGAGGUCCAAAAUACUCCUCCCCCUCCUCCUCCACCCCCACCAGCACCUGAACCACCCAGCCAACCUGUAACUCCACAACCUUUAAAGAGAACUCAGUCCAGGCAGUCGCUAAUGUCCACAAAGUCAAAUGGAGACUUACAAGAAGAGCUAAUCAGCGUGUUAACUUUAGUCCGGGAGAAAAAUAAGCAAAGGCAUUUAGAAAUCAAACAAACACCAGAAACUUUCAUCGAUCAGAGAUCUAAUCCAACUGAGAUACAAGAAUGGUUGGAUGCUAAAGGAUUUAACGAAAAUAUCAGAAACAAGUUUAAAGGUGUUAGCGGUCAUCAAAUAUUCGAUUUUAACAAAUCAGAGCUAGAAAGGGUCUGCGGAAAAGACGAAGGAAAGCGGUUAGCUUCACAACUAAAUAUUCAGAAAUCUAUAAGUGGGUACCAGACCGUAAGGAGUACCGAAUUAAAAACAAUUCUGGCAAAAGUACGACAAAAAAUGGGAGAUAUGUAACAGCGUUUUUAUAUAAAAUUGUCAUGACAAAGUCAUGUAGACUUGUUACAACUGUAUCUAAAAUAUAAAUUGUUACCAAAAGUUUUAUAUAUUGUGUAAGUAGUUUUAUUUUGUCUAGUCCAUAUGAUAUAACUUUAUACUCGUUAUAGUAAUAGUAAGACUUGGAGAGGGCUGUAUUUAUUCAUUAUAUUUACUGUUGUUGAAUAUAACUAUGAUUUAAA